Molecule: messenger RNA, 9241 nt
Organism: Tupaia belangeri chinensis (Chinese tree shrew)
Lineage: Eukaryota; Metazoa; Chordata; Mammalia; Scandentia; Tupaiidae
Gene: UGGT1
Product: UDP-glucose glycoprotein glucosyltransferase 1
Exons: 41
Coding region: 69-4739 (1556 amino acids)
Biological process (GO): ERAD pathway
Cellular component (GO): endoplasmic reticulum
Molecular function (GO): UDP-glucose:glycoprotein glucosyltransferase activity
Source: RefSeq, a predicted model, not a curated record
CGCCGCCGCCGCCCCGCCCCGCCCCGGCGUUGUCGCAGGCGCUGUAGUGGGAGAAGCGCGGCCCCGGAAUGGGCAGCAAGGGGGACGCGAGCGGCGAGUGCACCGCGGCUGCGCUGCGGGUGACAGGGAUUUGCUAUAAAAUGGGCCUUCUGAUAGUACUCACUGGACUUUGGCUGUUCUCCUCAGUAGAGGCAGAUUCAAAAGCUAUUACAACCUCUCUUACAACAAAAUGGUUUUCCACCCCAUUGUUGUUAGAAGCCAGUGAGUUUUUAGCAGAAGACAGUCAAGAGAAAUUUUGGAAUUUUAUAGAAGCCACUCAGAAUAUUGGAUCAUCAGAUCAUCACGGUACUGAUUCUUCCUAUUAUCACGCAAUAUUGGAAGCUGCAUUUCAGUUUCUGUCUCCUCUGCAGCAGAAUUUGUUGAAAUUUUGUCUGUCUCUUCGUUCCUACUCGGCCACAAUUCAAGCUUUCCAGCAGAUAGCAGCUGAUGAACCUCCACCAGAAGAUUGUAAGUCCUUUUUUUCAGUGCAUGGAAAGACGACUUGUGAUUUUGAUGCCCUUGAGACUCUUAUACUAUCAGCAUCUGAAAGACCCAGACCUUUAUUGUUCAAAGGAGAUCACAGAUAUCCCUCUUCUAAUCUUGAAAGCCCAGUGGUGAUUUUCUACUCUGAGAUUGGCCACGAGGAAUUUUCUAAUAUCCACCAUCAGCUUAAAUCAAAAAGCAGUGCAGGCAAAAUCAAUUAUGUAUUCAGACAUUAUGUAUCUAAUCCCAGGAAGGAGCCUGUUCACCUCUCUGGCUACGGUGUGGAGUUGGCCAUCAAGAGCACUGAGUACAAGGCCAAGGAUGAUACUCAGGUGAAAGGAACUGAGGUAAAUGCCACAAUGAUUGGUGAAAAUGAUCCUAUUGAUGAAGUUCAAGGAUUCCUCUUUGGAAAGUUAAGAGACCUGCACCCUGACCUGAAGGGACAGUUGAAAGAACUCAGGAAGCAUCUUGUGGAGAGUACCAAUGAGAUGGCUCCUUUAAAAGUCUGGCAACUACAAGAUCUCAGUUUCCAGACUGCUGCUCGAAUCUUGGCUGCUCCUGCUGAGUUGGCAUUGGUGGUUAUGAAGGAUCUUAGUCAAAAUUUCCCUACCAAAGCCAGAGCAAUAACGAAAACAGCUGUGAGUUCAGAACUUAGGACUGAAGUGGAAGAGAAUCAGAAGUAUUUCAAGGGAACUUUAGGAUUACAGCCUGGAGAUUCAGCUCUUUUUAUCAAUGGACUUCAUAUUGAUUUAGAUACACAGGAUAUAUUCAGUCUGUUUGAUGUGCUACGGAAUGAAGCUCGGGUAAUGGAGGGUCUGCAUAGACUGGGAAUAGAAGGCCUAUCUUUGCAUAACGUUUUGAAGCUAAACAUCCAGCCCUCUGAGACCGACUAUGCAGUAGACAUCAGGAGUCCUGCUAUUUCAUGGGUCAACAACCUGGAGGUUGACAGCAGGUAUGCUUCAUGGCCUUCUAGUCUACAAGAGUUGCUGCGGCCCACUUUUCCUGGUGUUAUCCGGCAGAUCAGGAAGAAUUUGCACAACAUGGUUUUCAUAGUUGAUCCUACACAUGAGACCACAGCAGAGUUAAUUAACACGGCGGAGAUGUUCCUCAGCAAUCAUAUACCGUUAAGAAUUGGUUUUAUCUUUGUGGUUAAUGACUCUGAAGACAUUGAUGGGAUGCAAGAUGCUGGAGUGGCGGUUUUAAGAGCGUAUAAUUAUGUUGGCCAAGAAGUGGAUGAUUAUCAUGCCUUCCAAACUCUGAUACAUAUCUAUAACAAAGUGAGGACUGGAGAAAAAGUGAAAGUUGAACAUGUAGUUAGUGUCCUGGAGAAGAAAUAUCCGUAUGUAGAAGUGAAUAGCAUUUUGGGGAUUGAUUCUGCUUAUGAUCGAAAUCGGAAGGAAGCAAGAGGCUACUAUGAGCAGACUGGAGUGGGUCCACUGCCUGUUGUUCUGUUCAAUGGAAUGCCCUUUGAAAAGGAGCAGCUAGAUCCUGAUGAGUUGGAAACCAUCACAAUGCACAAAAUCCUGGAGACUACAACCUUCUUCCAAAGAGCGGUGUACUUGGGUGAACUAUCCCAUGAUCAAGAUGUAGUGGAAUAUAUCAUGAAUCAGCCAAAUGUUGUUCCACGGAUCAACUCUAGGAUUUUGACAGCUGAGCGAGAGUACCUGGAUUUAACCGCUAGUAAUAACUUUUAUGUGGAUGAUUAUGCUAGAUUUACUGCCUUGGAUUCCCAAGGCAAGACUGCUGCCAUAGCCAACAGCAUGAACUACCUGACAAAGAAAGGAAUGUCCUCCAAGGAAAUCUAUGAUGAUUCUUUUAUUAGGCCAGUCACUUUUUGGAUUGUUGGGGAUUUUGAUAUCCCUUCUGGACGGCAGUUAUUGUAUGACGCUAUUAAACAUCAGAAAUCCAGUAACAAUGUCAGAAUAAGCAUGGUCAAUAAUCCUAGUGUGGAGAUAAGUUACGAGAACACGAAGAUCUCCAGAGCAAUCUGGGCAGCUCUCCAGACACAGACCUCCAACUCAGCCAAGAACUUCGUCACCAAGAUGGUCAAGGAGGAGACCGCAGAGGCCCUGGCCGCAGGAGCUGACAUUGGGGAGUUCUCCGUCGGGGGCAUGGAUUUCAAUCUUUUUAAAGAGGUCUUUGAGUCUUCCAAAAUGGAUUUCGUUUUGUCUCAUGCCGUGUACUGCAGGGAUGUUCUGAAGCUGAAGAAGGGACAGAGGGCAGUGAUCAGCAAUGGAAGGAUCAUUGGGCCAUUGGGGGAGAAUGAGCUCUUUAAUCAAGACGAUUUCCACCUUCUAGAAAAUAUCAUCUUAAAAACCUCAGGACAGAAAAUAAAAUCUCAUAUUCAACAGCUUCGGGUUGAAGAAGAUGUGGCAAGUGACCUGGUAAUGAAGGUGGAUGCUCUCCUAUCGGCUCAACCAAAAGGAGAUGCAAGAAUCGAAUACCAAUUCUUUGAAGACAGACACAGUGCAGUUAAACUGAAGCCAAAGGAAGGUGAGACAUACUUUGAUGUUGUGGCUGUUGUCGACCCUGUCACCAGAGAAGCACAGAGACUUGCUCCAUUGCUCUUGGUUUUGACUCACCUGAUAAACAUGAAUCUAAGAAUAUUUAUGAACUGCCAAUCUAAACUUUCUGACAUGCCUUUAAAAAGCUUUUACCGUUAUGUCUUAGAACCAGAGAUCUCCUUUACUUCAGAAAAUAGCUUUGCUAAGGGUCCAAUAGCAAAGUUUUUGGAUAUGCCACAGUCCCCACUGUUCACGCUGAAUUUGAACACACCUGAGAGUUGGAUGGUAGAAUCUGUCAGAACGCCAUACGAUCUUGAUAACAUUUAUCUCGAAGAGGUGGACAGCAUAGUAGCCGCUGAGUACGAGCUGGAGUACCUGUUGCUAGAAGGUCACUGCUAUGAUAUCACCACAGGCCAGCCCCCACGAGGACUGCAGUUCACUUUAGGAACGUCAGCCAACCCCGUCAUUGUCGACACCAUUGUCAUGGCCAAUCUGGGCUACUUUCAGUUGAAGGCCAACCCUGGAGCUUGGAUCCUUAGACUGAGGAAGGGACGCUCUGAAGAUAUUUAUAGGAUCUAUAGCCAUGAUGGAACAGACUCUCCUCCUGAUGCCAAUGAGGUGGUAGUUGUCCUCAAUAACUUCAAAAGCAAAAUCAUUAAAGUGAAGGUUCAGAAGAAGGCAGACAUGGUGAAUGAAGAUUUGCUGAGUGAUGGAACGAAUGAGAAUGAAUCUGGAUUUUGGGAUUCCUUCAAAUGGGGCUUCACAGGAGGACAGAAGACUGAGGAAGUGAAACAGGAUAAAGAUGAUAUAAUUAAUAUUUUCUCUGUUGCAUCUGGUCAUCUCUAUGAACGAUUUCUUCGCAUAAUGAUGCUUUCAGUGCUGAAGAAUACCAAGACUCCUGUGAAAUUCUGGUUCUUGAAGAAUUAUUUGUCUCCUACAUUUAAGGAGUUUAUACCUUACAUGGCAAAUGAAUACAAUUUCCAGUAUGAGCUUGUUCAAUACAAAUGGCCCCGGUGGCUCCAUCAGCAGACUGAAAAACAGCGCAUCAUCUGGGGUUACAAGAUCCUCUUCCUUGAUGUUCUUUUCCCACUAGUUGUUGACAAAUUCCUGUUUGUCGAUGCUGAUCAGAUUGUGCGAACAGAUCUGAAAGAGUUAAGAGAUUUCAAUUUGGAUGGUGCUCCUUAUGGCUACACUCCUUUCUGUGACAGCCGAAGAGAAAUGGAUGGCUACAGGUUCUGGAAGUCAGGGUACUGGGCCAGUCAUCUGGCUGGACGGAAGUAUCACAUCAGUGCACUGUAUGUUGUGGAUUUGAAGAAGUUUAGGAAAAUAGCUGCUGGUGACAGACUCAGGGGACAGUACCAAGGUCUGAGUCAGGAUCCUAACAGCCUUUCAAAUCUUGAUCAAGAUUUGCCCAAUAACAUGAUUCAUCAGGUGCCAAUUAAAUCACUCCCUCAAGAAUGGCUGUGGUGUGAAACGUGGUGUGACGAUGCUUCUAAGAAAAGGGCAAAAACAAUCGAUUUGUGUAAUAAUCCAAUGACCAAAGAGCCCAAGCUGGAAGCAGCCGUGCGAAUCGUCCCAGAGUGGCAGGACUAUGACCAGGAGAUCAAACAGCUACAGAUCCGCUUCCAGAAGGAAAAAGAAAUGGGAACGCUGUAUAAGGAGGAGACCAAAGAGUCGAGCAAAGAGGGACCUCAGAAACGGGAAGAGUUAUGAUCGCUGAGAGGAUAGGAGAUGCCCCAUUUGGAGAACAGUUUUGUACUAAGCUCUAGUUUUUCUGAUCUGUCUAUAAACUGCUGAUGGCUGGGCAGGCCUGGCGUCUCUUGACCUGAGCACCUGCUGCGACUUCUGCACACCUGUGGGCGCUGGAGCUCUCUGGGGUGUGGCACCGCUGGUUCUAGGCCCAAGACAAUGGCGGUAGCAGACCUCUGGGACUCUGUAAAGAGCCUUCUGCCGAGCAGGGGGUGGCAGCUGCAACUGGAAGAUGCCGAAUCCCUUGUGCCCACACCUAAGAGCACACACAUGCUGCACCGUCACGGGAGGCAGGCCUGCCGGAGCUGCUGCGGUCUUCCUUACCUCAGUUUACCUGCAGCCUGUGCUGCCCUGCAGAUGCCCACCCUGCAGUGGGUCAAGCUGGCAAAGCUUUGUCCAAGGUCCACCUGCCCAAGGGCCAUGCCGAUGUGCUCCUCAUGCCUGCCUUGCGUUCUCUUCCCGGCCGUUAGGUUCAUCGUGUAAUCAAACCCAACCAGCAGUCACGUGUCUUCAGAGCUGGCACGGUGCAGCCGCUGAGCUAAUUAAUUUGGGACAGGAUGGGGAUGGGGUGGGUGAGAGCAGGGAGAAACCAGGAGUGGGGGCCUCUGGGUUGUUGAGGGAAUAGAGGAAGACCAGCAAUGGCCUUUGUCCUUCAUAAACCAUCAGUACAAACGUUGCUGACCUGAAGUGAAAACAUUAUCACCCCACACCCAACCCUGGUGAACUUUUUAGGCAAUUGUUUUAUAAAUAAUUUUUGUACUUGUGAAAGUCUUUCCUUUUGCCUCUCACUUUCUAAAAAGUCUUCUAUCAAUUUUCUCACUGGAUACAGCCAUAUAAGCCCCUCUAGUGAUCCUUCGGGAUAAUUGGCACGUUGGCCUCUCCUGUGUGGGACCUUCGUAGACAGAGGGCACAUUGGCUUGAACUUUUCUCUGCAGGACUUAAGACCAGGAAAGACUCUGACUGUGGAACUUGGGCUUUUCCAUAUGCUGUCCUGUAUUCCCUUUAUUUUUACACCGUGGAUCACCUUUGGCUUGCUGAAUCUACCAGCCCCGCACCAGCUCUGAUGUCGGUUGGCCCCAUCAUGCUGCCUGCUGGUCUCUGGUGGUGGCUGCGUGUCUUCAUGGGGGCAGUUUAGGAUUGCUGCCAGGUGGGCUGGGGAGUCUCUAGGUCUGUCACUGGGACUAGUAGGGUCUUGGCUCUGCCCAGGCCGCUGGCUCUGCAGCACCAGUUUCCAAGGAACCAGGCUUUUUCUUGCAUAUUUUGCCUGCUUUUUAAUAUGGAAGGAGAGGUUGUGCAGGGUAGCCAGGUUCUCUCCCUUCUAAGCCAGGUAAUAUAUUGAUGUAUAGUUUUUUUAAAAAGCAUCAUGUUAUUUAUUUUUCUCGUGUUUAAAUGCAAAAGUUUACUUAGAAGCCUCCCAGCAUCUGAAGGAGCUUUUGACUUUGUUUUAAUAAUUCCAUUAAAAAUUGGAGAGGUGAGAGCUCAAAAGAGAACUAGAUAAAUAAAUUGAUCUGAGACUGCAGAGGGCCCCUGAGUGCCCUUGACAGAGGCUGUCCUUACCCUGCUCAGAGCAGCUGAAGGAGUAGGAGCAGUGACACUAAGAAAAUCAGUCUGGUGUCAUCCUCACAUUUUAUUAAGCCUUCAGAGAGGCUGCUGCCACCAGACCAGGAGCAGAAAUGUGCAUUUUCCGAGUGUGUGGUCUGGGAGGGGGGCCCGGGAUGCACAGGUCACUGGGCUGUGCUUUUCAAAUGCUGGUUCCUGGAGGAUGUGGAACUGGCCACUUUUCUCUGCGUAUUUCUUCCAAGUGUCUUAGGCAUUUGAAGGGACUUCAGAAAGUUUAUGGAGACAUGGGAUUAAUGUAUGAUUUAUAAAUUUUUUUUACAUCCAUGCAUAAUUUCCUCAUAAGCACUUUCCAUGAACUUUCUGAAGACCCCGCUUAUUCUGUGUAAGGAGGGUGCAGAUUGAGUGUCCUAUGUCACUUACUGCCCCUUAUCUGUCACCACCGAGCCACCAUCUUAAUGGCCGACUGAAUCAUGUGAGACCCAGCUUCUGAAAUAGUCCAGGCCCCUUUCUCCUCCUGCCACUUUCUGUUCUUGCCCCAUGUGGCAUAAUCACCUUUCAGAAUUGACCUAGUGCUCUAGGAAAUCAUGUCACCACUGAGAUGAAGUCUUGGUCAGCUUUGUCAUCUCUGUUACAAGAAAGUGUGUACCGUGAUCAAAAAGAGAAGUGAGCUUUCUUUCCGAGAAGCAGGAAUUGAUUGUGUCGAAUGUUCAAGCCUCUGGAAUCUGCCCUCUGUGUUGUGCUUAAGCUCUAGUGCGAGUGAGGGGUUUUAAUUCUCGUCACACCGUAAUGGAAAAUCUUGCUGAACUGUUCAUGGCUGAGUAGUGGAAUAACGUGACGUGUCACAGUGGCAUGCCUGCAGUCGUGUGAGCCUGCUCGGAUGCAGUGUGCACAGUGACAGCGACAGCCCGGCCCUGCUACUUUCUGCUGGGCCAUGGGGCACUCAUGGGCAGGGCCUCUAAAAGUGGAGGAGGGUGGGGGCAUGCUGCUUUCCCAUAGGUGAUGAAGUGAGUUUGUCAAGACGUCGCGUUUCGAAUUCAACCACACAGACCUCAUGUUUCUGUUGGGUGCACGAGCAUCACAGGAGGCCCAUGCAGGGUGUGAACUUAGACCUCGGAGAGCGCAGAUCACAUGUGUUCUCUGUGUUAAGAAAUGUUUUCCAUAGUGGGAGCUUAGUUUACUCUCCUGUCCUUAGUCCUCAUGUUCAGGACCUCAUCAAGCCCUGCCUGAAUGAACAACUUUCAUCUAGUGGUGGGGACCAAGUUCCUAAAUGAAGGGCUGAGGGCUAGGGAUGGUAAUGCGGUGUGGGGAGGAAACUGGUCCAGUCGAUAGGGAAGAAGGAAAUCCAGCUUCCUUUAGCCAGAAGUUACACUUCCCUGACGCAGUUGGGAACAGGUCAGAUACCACUCUCAGGACAAGGAGUCUCAAGUGACUUUGCCUCUCUGUGACAUUUUGCCGCUGUGCCAUCUCGGUCCUCCACCUCUCUCCACGAGUGCAUUCAGAUACUUGAAAAUAAUCACUUUCCAAAAUUGCCAUGCUUGCUGUCUCUUUAAAAGAAAUACAUCCCCUCAAGGGUUUAAUGAGGGCAAGGGGUGGGGGGUGGGGUGAGUUACAGGGAAAUUCUAAUUGCUUUUGUUGAGUUUAUUUACUUACCUUUUCCAUGAGUGAAAGAGACAACACCCCCAACAGGGUCUUGACACUACCAUCCACCUCUGGCACCAACCAGCCCUGGGUCAUGGGCACGUGCAUGCCCAGUGUACUCAGGAAGUCCGGGCACAAACGAGGAACCUCCCCAUGUGGGCAGCCUCAGUGCUGUGCUGUCCAAAUUCAUGGAAAUGUACUGGCAAGGCCACCUGAUGGAAACUUUCUCUUGGUAACAAAAAUGAAGAGUGAAUAAUAAACGGUGUAUUAUGUGCAACGUUUUUAAUAUAUUCCAUUGUGUCAUUUAAUCGUUUUUAAGCUACUUGAUUUUAUGCGAACAUUUUUGUCGGUUUAUCUGAGUCAAUCACCUUAAUAUAGCUUGUCAUGUGUCUAGUUUGGUGGGGUAACAUUUUUAAAUUUAAAUUCAUAGUUUCUCUGCCUUGACAUAGAAAAAGAUCCUAAUCAGAACUUUGGCAAUUACCUGAUUUUAUUUGAGCAAAUUAAACAUCAUUAACUCUGGUGGUUAUUGGUGUCUGGAGGAUACAAAUCUCAUUCAUUCUUUGGUCUUUGGUUUCUCUAAUUAAUGCAGAAAUGACGUGGUUAACAGUUGUAGCAGCAAGUCAGUAGAUCGAAUUAAGCGUCUCAUUCCCCCCAGGGUGUCAUCGAGUGUUGAUUGUUUAUAAACAAAACAAAACCCACAGAAUCAGCUGAGUGGCUACCUGUUGCUUGGAAGCUGUCCAUGCAGUUAAAUGCACCGGUAAUGAGUUUGCGUGGGAGGCCCUCUGCAGGCUCCCAGUCAGCCCACACUGCAGAGGCCUGUGGGACGGAAGUCGGGGGUGGCACUCGGGCCUCCCCCACCCAUAUGUCAUGCAUUGCCUUACUUCUCACCAUUUAUAUUUCCAGAGAAAAAGACACUUCCUCCCGAAAAGCUAAAUACAUUAACCUAAGGUUGACAAUUUGGGAACAGAAGAUGGUCAGGUACCAUGUUUUCUAAAUAGUCACCCAUGGAAGUAACAAGAUAAACGUGGGAAAAUAGAGGUUUUAAAAAAAAUGAUGUGCUUAAGAAACCUUUCUAGAUACCCUAUUUUACUGUACUCCUACCCAUUAAAUGCAACAUAGUGUUCAGGUGCUGAUGCCCCUUGCUCAGGAUCAGCAUCGGGGUUGUAAAGGUCAGCAGCAUCUCUGUGUUGGAGGGAACCGAGAAAGAAUUUCCUGGUACUGUAAUGAAAACAAGAUCUCAACACAAUAAACUUUUUUCUCUCUUCUUA